Messenger RNA from Verruconis gallopava, 2081 nucleotides. RefSeq lists its product as hypothetical. Lineage: Eukaryota; Fungi; Ascomycota; Dothideomycetes; Venturiales; Sympoventuriaceae. The coding region runs from base 663 to 1694 and encodes 343 amino acids. The transcript has a single exon. The record is from RefSeq and is a predicted model, not a curated record.
GCACAUCCACGCAUGAACUACGCCAGGAACUUGUGGUCAGUCUUGGGCCCUGAACUUGUGGAUCGAUCGCCGGCGCAUACUCACACCUUUCGCUGCGUGUGAUUUUACAGAUUUGCAUUACGAAAACACGGCCAGGCAGCCGUGACUGUUUCCGCCCCCAAAUUGCGCAGCAGCAGCAGUCGGUGACUCCCGCUGGACACACAGAGUCACGCGCUGUCCAAACAGCAUCAAAGCAGGUCAUGAAGCAGGUCGCGAAGCCUCAGCUGCGCCGCAAAGAGUGUUCUCAUCUCAUCUGAAGGACCACGCGUACGUCCUGACUGUGGCUUUGCAGAUGCUCUGACUGCUUUCUCCUGACAAACCUGCUGCACAGCCACACAGCUCAUGCUCGUGACGAGGCCGCCACAAAUUUCAGGUACAUAAACUAUAGCGGCCUCGUCGGCUCUCCAUCUGUCCAAUUCUCUGGCUCUUCAUACGUCCUUUACGAUGGCCAAUCGCCAGUUUCGCACAUUUCUUCCAUAUUUGCGCGGCAUCGACCCCGAGGCACUGCGCAUUGGAUCUCUGUAUCUGAACCCGCUGAAUCCUGAUGACGGCCUAGAGAACAAGCGCUUCGAAUUUUUGCAGGGGUGAGUGCAAUUUCACAUCUUUUCGAUUUCACGGAGCCGAUGCGACGAACGGAUGGAAGCAUUGUUUCGAGAAAAUUUCGCUUCGCAAGAGAAAAUCGUAGGAAGGAAAACGGACUCAAUGCUUUUGUGCUCAUUACGCUACGAGACAGAACGUUAACGACUUGCAGAGUUGACCAAGACCAAUAUGAGUCAGAGAUCAAGCCGUAUUCGUGGAGAGAACAAAGGGAUGAUCGCGGUGUAUCUCUUGAUUUCGCCAUAUCCAAGGACACCGCAGCAGGCUUUCAUUUCUCAGAAUGGCUGCACAUCGACGGCGAAGCCAAUGCAAAAAUAGCCGCCGUUCUCGAGGGUAGACAAGGCCGUCGGCUCAAGCUGAGGUACCCGCAAAAGUUUCUCAAGGAGAAGGUUAUGACUCAGCAAGGUUGCGACGAAUGGAUCCGAACGCAAGCCUCGAUUUCAUUCAAAGGCAAGUUCGGUCACCACAAGUGGAAGGCUCCCGAAAUUUGGAUGGUCACGGGCCUUCAACUAGUCACUGGAGGUGACGUCUAUGCGGCUGGUUCCCGUGACAAGAAAGUCGAGGGCGGAUUGGGCGCGGACCCAUCAGUAGCCGCUGGUUUACCUCCUGGAACGCUCAAGGUCAAGGCUGAGGCGAGUCAUGAACAUAGCGAGCAGGCGAGCAACGGCUACGGCUACGAAGAUGAACGGGUAUGGGCUGCACAGUUUAUGGAAAUCGACAUUGAGUACGGCGACGACGACGACCCAGCACUUCAGAAGCGCGAGAAGAGCAAAGACAUGCUUCCCAAGACGAUAGCUGAUUUCCGGCUGAAAGACAUUGCGGAUCUCCGGGCCAGAGGCAUCCGUGGCUUGAAAAGCGACGGCGAGAAAAGACUGCAACCGAAACUCCGUGCCAGAAUUGUCGCACACGAAGAUGAAGAACUUCCGGAAGAUCCCGACGGCAUUGACAUUGAUGAACUACCAUAUGUGGAUGCCCUUAAGGGGACGUCUUGGGAUGACUACUAUGAAUGUUUCAGAUACCUGGAUGAUAUUGCACGAGACUCGCCCGUGUCGGACUGAGCUCUUCGGAAUACGGCUCUUUCAUGGCCUCCUCGAUUUGCAGCGGCUAGAUCGCAAACAGUUGCGCAGUUCCAGCCGAAUAAUGAGGAAGCAAGGGAUCGUUCUAUGUCCCGGCUGGGGCAUACGCACCUGAAAUCUGUGUCAUGGAUUCGUAAAAGUUAGGGAGGGAAUUGUCUUGUUCUCAAUUGGCUGGUGGCUUAUCUGACUAUUACUGGCAUACUUCUAUUUUGAAAUGUGGUUUAACGAUACCCUAUCCAAGAGAUCUAGGCGUUUGUUGGCAUCAGAAAUCGAUUGUGUAAUGUAAUUUGAAAUAAUGCCGUCUUUCUGUUGCAAAAGACGUGUUCAUCCGCGCUAAAAAAAAUGCUACCUCUAGUCAACCCGAAGUAA